AUGGCGAUGGUUCAGCUUUGCGACGCUGCCGUUCGGAGGAUCGCUUCCGCCGCCGGGCAACGGAUGGCUAGAUCUUCUCUCUCGUCAUCUACGGCGGCGCCGGCGCUGGGGACGGAGGCUCCAAUCCUGUGCGGUCGAGGGGAUAAGAAGACUAAGAAAGGGAAGCGGUUCAAAGGUUCGUACGGGAAUUGCAGACCGAAAAAGGAGCAAAAAAUCGAGAGGAUUAAGGAUAAGGUUGAAGUCCCGAGGUCGACUCCAUGGCCACUCCCUUUCAAGCUCAUCUGA
Molecule: messenger RNA, 285 nt
Organism: Striga hermonthica
Lineage: Eukaryota; Viridiplantae; Streptophyta; Magnoliopsida; Lamiales; Orobanchaceae
Source: the annotation of a GenBank genome assembly